Messenger RNA from Zygotorulaspora mrakii, 2913 nucleotides. It is a transcript of the gene PTP2, whose product is annotated as tyrosine protein phosphatase PTP2. Bases 1 to 2913 code for a protein of 970 amino acids. The transcript has a single exon. Gene Ontology annotation, molecular function: protein tyrosine phosphatase activity. The record is from RefSeq and is a predicted model, not a curated record. Lineage: Eukaryota; Fungi; Ascomycota; Saccharomycetes; Saccharomycetales; Saccharomycetaceae. Gene Ontology annotation, biological process: protein dephosphorylation.
AUGAUGCUCAACAAGGAAGCGACCGAUGCCGGGACGGGUGGCGGUACGCCCAGAGGGGCCACAGACACCAGCGGGUUGAAUCUCAACAUAUACUCCUCGACACAGGUGAGAAGGCCGAUGCUGUUUUCGAUGAAAACAGCACCGGCCUUCCAGAUGGCGGGCGCAAGCGGGAAGGAGACGGUGGACAUUAAGAAAUGCAAGGACUGUGAUGUGCCGGCUUUACAGAUUUGUGAGAGGGUGGACGAUCUGAUUGUGGGGGCAUGCAACAGCAUGAUAAUCAUAUUCGACUUGACGACCACGGGCUCGUUGGUUUCUUCGGGCGCGGUCACGCCGAAUGGGAGCGAAGCUGGCAGCGAGAACAGCAGCAGCGGCGGUGGAAACGGAAGUGCCAGUGGGAACGCGAGUGCGAAUGGCAAGGGGAGUGGUCCCUGUCACAAUGCAAAGGAUAUCUACAGGAUUCAUCUUUCAUUGCCCAGCACUUUGGUCAAGAGACCCAAAUUCCAUUUUGAGAAGAUACUCCAUACAGUGAUAGAUGACUCCAAAAGGCUGAAAUUGCUUAAUUUGAUCGACAAUUGUAACAGGUUUUUGUUCUUUGACGGCACGAGUACGCUGUCCACAUGUUCGCUGACGACGUUUUGGCUGAUCAAGAAAUUCAAUGCCUUUCUACAUGACAAACUGGGCAAAUCAAAUAUUGAACUGUUCAUCUUGGAGAAAAUGGACACACCGUUCAGUUCAUUGCAGACAACAACAACAGCCAAUGCUGACACCACCGUAAAGACGAUGUCGGCGGCGGCAACUGCAACUGCAUUUUCGUCAAUUGGCCAGUCCAGUGACUUUUUAAGUUCUGAUAAAAAAACUUUUCAAGGUAAGAUGAACCUAACAGUCAAAGUUUUACCGAGAUCAAAUGAGAAAAUGUUUAUUCAAUCAAUUAAAAAGGACACUGUCCAUUAUUCACCGACGUCUUUAAGAAAAUUCUUCAAAUUUAAAAUUCCUGAAAAUUUGUCACAAAAUGAUCCUAUAUUACCAAAUUGGCUGAAACAAUUCGCUGAUAAAGAUAAAAAUGAUGUACUUUUGCAGAAAUUAUUAUCAAAUUUUGAGUUUUUGGAGUCUCUAGAACUUGAAAGAUUAGAGAGAGGUCUUACAGUAGAACAACAACGACAGCAGCAGCAUGAACAGCAUGAACAACAACAACAACAGCAGCAGCAGCAGCAACGUGCUUUACAAAAAUCGAAAUCAUAUCAAAAAAUUUAUUCGUUGUCAAAUUUACAAAAAGAGUUUAGAAAGCAAAAAAAAUUCAAUUAUAAUGACAAGUGUAAAUAUUCAUCAUCAUCAUGUCCAACUUCACCUCGUCACGAAGUAUUAGAUUUGAAACUUUCAAUACCGAAGGACUCAAAAAGCACUAGCAUUAGCACAAACAAUUUGCAGGUUCCACCCACGUUUGCGGUAUAUCCAUCAACGAAUGACGUUAAUACAAACUCACCAGCAUCUUCACCUCAUCCUGACACAGAUAGCGAUUCUUUACUAACUCCAAUGAAUAAUUAUGAAAUGUCAGAGGGUAUCAAAUCAUUUUCUAAAAAUAGAUACUCUAAUAUUUUACCCUAUGAACAUUCAAGGGUUAAAUUGCAGCCUUCACCACUUUGUGGGCCACCAAACAUUAAUAAUAUUUCAUAUUCAUCUUCAGUAAGUGACAACUCUUCAGGCAAAAGUAUAAAUAAUGGUACCAAAACACCGGCGGCAACAACGUUGACCUCGACCAACAAUACAGCAUCAGAAUUAGCACCUGCACCUGCAUCUGCCUUAGCAUCUACAUCAAAAUCCGCAUCACUGUCGAAACCAACAUCGGAAUCAACAUUGAUAUCUGUUCCUGUUGAUAACACUAAAGAUACAUGUGAUUGUUCUAAAAAUCAUAAGAAAAGAAGAAACUCGUGUUCAAUAUCCCCGCCAUCAUCGGCAUCAUAUUUUAACCAAACAAUUGAUUCAUCAUGUUUGGAACAACCCAACAUCGAAACAAGCCCAGAAACCAAGGAUUCUUUUGAUGAUUACUUCAAUGCCAAUUAUUUAAAAAUACCGCAAGUUAAUGGAGAUUUUGAAUAUAUUGCAACUCAGGCUCCAUUACCUUCAACAAUUGACGAUUUUUGGAAAGUAAUAAGUACAAAUGGUGUGAAAGUUAUCAUAUCUUUAAACUCAAAUGACGAAUUAUUCAUGAGAAAAUGGGACAUUUAUUGGAAUAAUAAUCGCUCUAAUCAAAAAUACAAGAUUGAUAUGACAGAAAGUUUUGAAAAUGUUUGUGAAGUUGAUGGCUGCAUACUGAGAAUUUUCUCUUUUUAUAAAAAUUCCACUCUAAACAAUGUCGAAACUGCGGAAGCUAACGAUAUCUCAAAAACUAGUGCUCCAAGUGGUGAUUAUAAUCCCAGCUCUUCAAAACUGACUGUGUAUCAAUUGCAAUAUACGAAAUGGUUAGAUUCUUGUGGUAUUGUUAUGAAAGAUAUCUUGAAUCUUUAUACAAUCAAAAAUAUACUUUUGAACAAUCCCAAUGAGCUCAUAAAUGAUUUAAGAUCCAAAAAGACAAAACCGAUAUCAAAAUAUCAUAAAGAUUUAUGGUUGGAUGAUCACAAGGAUAUGAAACAACCGCCGUUGUUGGUACAUUGUUCAGCCGGUUGUGGAAGGACAGGUGUUUUCAUUACUCUAGAUUUUCUACUGAAUAUUUUGACAUAUCCAAGCAAUUGUAAUAACAAAAUUGACGUUUGGAAAAUGACUCAGGAUCUAAUUUUUAUUACUGUAAACGAAUUACGCAAACAAAGAAUAUCAAUGGUCCAGAACUUAACACAAUAUAUAACAUGUUAUGAGGCGAUCCUCGAAUAUUUCUCUUUGAAGAAAAUCGAAUUCGAAAUGAACAAAACGGAAAAUCGAUGA